Molecule: messenger RNA, 3452 nt
Organism: Pygocentrus nattereri (red-bellied piranha)
Lineage: Eukaryota; Metazoa; Chordata; Actinopteri; Characiformes; Serrasalmidae
Product: gastrula zinc finger protein XlCGF26.1-like
Exons: 3
Coding region: 228-2021 (597 amino acids)
Source: RefSeq, a predicted model, not a curated record
CAGAGGUUUGUGUUGUGGUCAGUAGUAGUAGCGCUCGUACGGUGGCUGUUGAAGUAACAUAAACAAGAGCUGAACUAUUAAAGAAAUGAAUUUCAUCCUGUUUCAAGUCUUCUCCUGCUCUUAGGCUCCACUACCCUACACAGCUUUAAUAUAUACCUCUGAAAACACUUAAGGACAUCCCAGUUAAAAGUAAUCUUAAACUGCUGACACUAGUAAAAUGUAAGAAUAUGGCUUUCAGAAGAAGCUGUACUCAGCAAAUAUCAUCUAGUACCCUUCACAAGGACAAACCUCACAGACAAACACUGAAACGCAACAAGGGGAGAAGUCACAACUGCUCAGAGAGUGGAGAGAGUUUUAAUCAUCAUAGUCACUUCCAAGGACACCAGCAUGUUUAUACAGAAGAAAAGCCGUAUCGUUGCUCAGACUGUGGAAAGAGAUUUAAUCGUCAGGGUCAUCUUCAAGAACACAUGCGCAUUCACACAGGAGAGAAGCCACAUCAGUGCUUAGAGUGUGGGAAGAGUUUUAAUCGUCUGCGUUCCCUCCAACAACACCAGCGCAUUCACACAGGAGAGAAGCUAUAUCAUUGCUCAGAAUGUGGAAAGAGUUUUAAUCAUCACGGUCAUCUCCAAGAACACCAGCGCAUUCACACAGGAGAGAAGCCGUAUCACUGCUCAGAGUGUGGGAAGAGUUUUAAUCGUCAAAGUACUCUCCAGCAACACCAGCGCAUUCACACAGGUGAGAAGCCGUAUUACUGCUCAGAAUGUGGAAGGAAUUUUAAUCGACAGAGUCAUCUCCAAGAACACCAGCGCAUUCACACGGGAGAGAAGCCGUAUCACUGCUCAGAGUGUGGGAAGAGUUUUGCCCUACAGAAUAAUCUCAAAAUGCACCGGCGAAUUCACACAGGAGAGAAACCGUACUACUGCUCAGAUUGUGGAAAAAGUUUUAAUCAACAGAGUACUCUCAAAAGACACCAGUUCAUUCACACAGGAGAGAAGCCCCAUCGCUGCUCAGAGUGCGGGAAGAGUUUUAAUCAUCAGAGUGAUCUCAAAACACACCAGCGCAUUCACACAGGAGAGAAGCCGUAUUAUUGCUCAGAGUGUGGGAAGAGUUUUACUCUGCAGAGUACUUUCCAGAAACACCAGCGCAUCCACACAGGAGAGAAGCCGUAUCAGUGCUCAGAAUGUGGGAAGAGUUUUAGGCAUUUAAAUACUGGAAAGACACACAAACACCAGCUGAUUCACACAGGAGAGAAGCCGUAUCAUUGCUCAGAGUGUGGGAAGAGUUUUAAUCAACAGAGUACUCUCAAAAUACACCAGCACAUUCACACUGGAGAGAAGCCGUAUCGCUGCUCAGAGUGUGGAAAGAGUUUUACUCAACCAAGUAGUCUCCAGAACCACCAGAGAAUUCACACAGGAGUUAAACCAUAUCACUGUUCAGAGUGUGGGAAGAGUUUUACUGUACAGAGUAAUCUCCAGCAACACCAGCGCAUUCACAAAGGAGUUAAACCAUAUCACUGUUCAGAGUGCGGGAAGAGUUUUACUCAUCAGUGCAAUCUCCGACAACAUCAGCGCAUUCACACAGGAGAGAAGCCAUAUUUCUGCUCAGAGUGUGGGAAGAGUUUUAAUCACCAGAGCUAUCUCCAGAAACACCAGCGGAUUCACACAGGGGAGAAGCCAUAUCAAUGUUCAGAGUGUGAGAAGAGUUUUAAUCGACAGAGUCAUCUCCGACAACACCAGCGCAUUCACACAGGAGAGAAGCCGUAUUACUGCUCGGAGUGCGGGAAGAGCUUUAUUCAGCGGAGUUCUCUCCAUCAGCACCAACGCGUUCAUACAGGAGAGAAGCCAUAUUACUGUUCAGACUGUGGGAAGAGAUUUACUCACCAGAGUUCUCUCCAUCAGCACCAACGCAUUCACACAGGAGAGAAGCCGUAUUACUGUUCAGACUGUGGGAAGAGUUUUAGGCAUUCAAAGACUGUGAAGAUACACAAAUGUACCAAAAGCAGUGGUGGAAAUGGGCUGUAAUGAAUGUAACCAUAACGCUAUUCCGGAAACAAUGUCUGUAGGAAAUGGUACUUUCAGUUCUGAUUUGAAACUCCUUGCAGGCCAGCACCUAUUGUUGUUUUAUAUGCUGUUUCUAAAGCAUGAGCAUAAAAUGAAAUACAAGUCAAACCUACAGCUUGUACCCAAUGUGAAGGUGUAGUCCAUUACAUUUAUCCCCAAAUAAUUUUCAUUUGUGAAAUAUUUUGAAAAUAAUUGAGAUUUUCUUCAUUAAAUAUAUAAUUUAUUUACUUUCUAAUUUAAAGCUGUGUUAUGUAAGAAUUGGUAUGUUUUGCUUAUGGAGUUGACAUCCUUGGGCAUGUUCUAUGCGGCAUAAAGUCGCAUACAAGCCAGACUACAAUUGAUCAUGAACCUUCCAUUACUGCUUUCAGAGACUUUAAGAACUGUUGUUCUUUUGAUACAUAGAGAGUGAUUGUUCCUUGAGAAGGGAGCUGAGGAAUAGCUUAAGUCCAUCUCCAGCCUGUCCUACCAGAUGUGGUGGUGGCCGAUGGAACAGAAAUUAGACCUGGAUAUCUCCAUCAGUAUAGAACUGGGUGAAAGGAAACCAUCUGGGGACUUUCAAGGCCUUGGGCCUCACUGAGAGUGACUCUUGCUGACGUCAUUAGAAUGCGCAUGAGAAACACUAUAUUUGUUUCUUUUUGUGAACGUGUUAAACUGUUGAGAUUAUUUUUGUUAAUUUUCCUCUUGUUUUUAUUAUUUUGAUAAGAUGUUUCUGUAACCUUGGAAAAAAUUUUUUUUUUUUCUUCUUUUAAAAUUCACUGUUUUGUUUUUUGUUUUAGGAUACGUUGCAUCACUGAAAUUAUGGAAAAUUAAGGUUUUUUUUGUUUUUUUUAUAAAUUUCGAUCUUAGUCAAGCUGUGCUAAAUUACCCAGCAUUAGACCAGCUUUAGCCUGCAGUUCUCUUUGGCAAAAACUGGCUGGCAAUACAGCUGUUUAAAAUAUUCCACAAUGCUACAUAACCUGAUAGAGGCAGAUUUAUUUUUUUUGUUGUUCCAUAAUGUCAUUUGCUAAGAAUCAUAAUCACUCGAUUUCACUAAAUGACAAGAAAUGUCAAAAAAGGACAGUAAAGUAGUAAACGAACAUACAGUAAAUAGCAUGAAUAACAUAUUAGACAGAGUGUGGGUGUGGUAAACAGAUUAAUUUGUGAAUAUGUAAAAUGUGAAUAUGUGCAGAGUCUGAGGAAGUGACCUAUUAUUUACAGUAUAUUACAGGAUGAUAUGAAAAAGCUUUGUGGUUCAGAGGAUUUACACAUUUAUACAGAAAGAGAGGGUCGUUGGCUGUAUAUAGCGAAUGUGUGCUUUAGCAUUUCAGCAUGUUUGUAAUAUUUUUGAAGAUUUGUAUUGUGUUUGUAUGACUGCUGUUUCAUAGGUGUUAAAGGAAAAAGCCUGAAGCUGUA